Molecule: messenger RNA, 7108 nt
Organism: Myotis myotis
Lineage: Eukaryota; Metazoa; Chordata; Mammalia; Chiroptera; Vespertilionidae
Gene: SEPTIN12
Product: septin 12
Exons: 9
Coding region: 5940-7001 (353 amino acids)
Biological process (GO): cytoskeleton-dependent cytokinesis
Cellular component (GO): septin ring; septin complex; microtubule cytoskeleton
Molecular function (GO): GTP binding; molecular adaptor activity; GTPase activity
Source: RefSeq, a predicted model, not a curated record
GCAGCAGCAGUUGAGGCAAAUAAGCAGCAUCAGGAGCAAUAUAGUGCCUGGGGGUGGGACAGGUGUCCAGACAUGGCCCUCCACCUGGGGCCUGGCCUGAGAGGCUGAUGGGCCAGAGGCAGAGACCAUACCCAGGGCAAUGAGGAAGAUAAUGAAGUAAGCGGUGUCUGACUUGGACUCAAACAGUUGGUUGCUCUUCAGUCUCCCCAGCACUUCCUUUGCUGUGGUCUCCAGAUCCUUCAGGUUGGCCAUCCCAGCUAGAGGGUCCUGGAUGCCACCUGCCCCAACCCCCCAGAGGGAAACCUUUAGAGCUCUGGGUUCCUCUGGGGCCAGGCCACAUACAGGCUCCCACCGUCCAGCCCCUGCCCCUUUCACACUGUCCCUCCAGGUCCCAGUUCCUGCCCCAACUUCACUUCCACUCCUCUCCUUGCCCUUACCUUGGUCCUGAACCUGACCUGACCAGCCCCUUCUCUUCCCACUUCCCCCAGCAGCCCCACAUCAAGACCUGACCUGCCUCCAAGCUCUCAAAGCCUUAACUCCUGGGAGCAUAGACUUCCUGCUUCCGGAUCCACACCACCUGAGGCCUUAGCAACCAGCCCCUCUCUCCCCAUGGCCAGCCCGGGGCUGCCAGAACUCAGAAGGCGGGACCUGUGUCUCAGCAGUGUGCUUCCUGCUUCCCAACAGCAGCUGGUACUGCUGGUCCCAGGAGGAGGUCACAGGCCUGUCAGUAUCCUCACCCCAGGGCUUUUUCACUUUUUCUCAGUAGACCAUACAAGCAGCCUGGGACAAUGGGCACUCAGCUGCUGCUGACCAUGAAUAAAGGAAAGACAAAGAAAAAGAAGAGAGGGAGGGAGGGAGGAAGGAAGAUUGAAAAGGGGAAAGGAGCCCUGGCUGGGUGGAUCAGUUGGUUGAAGCAUCGUCCCAUAUCCCAAAAGGUGAUAGAUUUGCCCUGGUUGGUUUGCUCAGUGGUUGGAGCAUCAGCCCUUGCACCAAAGCAUUGCGGGUUCACUCCUGGUCGGAACGUAUAGAAGUGAACUGAUGUUUCUCUCUCCCUUCCUCUCUCUCUUAAAAAAAAAAAAUCAGCAAGAACAUAUCCUCAGGUCAAGAUUAAAUUUUAAAAAAUUUUAAGGAGAAAGGAGGGAAAGGGAAAGAGGAAGAAGUAUCUUUUCCACCACCCUUGUUGGUCUGCUGGGAUGUGCCUGGCACCAUAUUAGAAGUCUUAGAUCCUUAUUUUCUCUGUUCUAUUCCUCACAAUAGCCCUAUGGUUAUCUCUCAAAAGAGCUCUUUGCCCAGAAGUUGGGGCUUGGGGCCCCUAACCCUGCAAUCCCUGACCAUGUCAGUGAGGCAGCUCUCACUCCUGCCUUCUUGCAGAGCACAGACAUUUCCAGGCCCACUAGGCGCCAGACACUACUCAGCACGUGAGGUUGGCUAUGAAACAGGUAGACACAGUGUUUUGUUCUUACAGUGCUUAUGAUCUAGUAGGGAAGAACAUAUCAGCUAAUGUUAGGCUAUAUGUACAUUACCUAAUGUAUCCCUCAUGGCAAUCGUACCGUGGGUAUUACUGCUAAUCCCCACUGUAUUAUUACAAUCGUACAGUGGGUAUUAUUACAGAUAUGAAAACAGGCCUUGAGAAGCUCAGCAACCAGCUCUCGAGUCACACAUCUCAGGGAUUCAUUUCCUGUUGUUGUAACAUACUACCACAAGCAUAGUGGUUUAAAACAACACAAAUUCAUUACCUCCCAGCUCUGGAGGUUGGUGUCUAAAUGGGUUGGCAGGGCUGUAUUCCUUCUGGGGGCUGUAAGGGAGAAACCAUUCCUUGCCUUUCCAGUUUCUAUAGGUCAUAUUCUUUGGUUCAUGCCCCAGAACAUCACUUUAAUUUCUGCUUCCAUCUUCACAUCCACAUCUCUGCCUGCCUUCUUGCUUUUCUCUUAUAAGGAACCCUGUGAUGACAUUGGCCCCCAGGGUAAUCUCCCCAGCAAAAUUCUUAAUCACAUCUGCAAAGAACCCUUUUGCCACUUAAGGUGACAUAUUCGCAGGUUCCAGGGAUUAGGAUGGAAAUAUCUUUAGGGGCUAUGAUUCUAAGCCAACCACAACCAGUGAGCAGAGAAGCCAGAAUUGGGACUCAGGCAUUCAGAUCCCAGAGUCCUUAACCAUCAUGUUAUGGGGUUUCCUUUGCUGGGAUCCCCGUCUUACACCCUCCAUCCCAGUCUGAAAUCUCAGACUGGUAUUUUUAAACCAACUAGAAUAUUCUCUUGUAAAAAUGGGGAGAGAGUGGGGUGCAGCCACUUUGGAAAACAGUCUGGCAAUUUCUCAAAAAGUUACAUACGGUGUUAUCAUAUGACCUAACAAUUCCACUCCUAGGUAUACACAUAAGAGAAUUGGAAGCAAGUGCUCAAAGGCUUGUACACAACUGUUCACAGCAGCACUAACCACAAUAGUCAAACGGUGGAAACAGCCCAGUGUCCAUCAAGUGAUGAAUAGAUAAAACAUGGUCUAUCCAUACAAUGGAAUAUUAUUCAUAAAAGGGAAUGAAGCACCGACUUGCUACAACAUGAGUGAACCUCAAAAACAUGAUGCCAAGUAAAAGAGGCUAGUCACAAAAGGCCACAUAUUGUAUGAUCCCAUUUAUAUGAAAUGUCCAGAACAGGCAAAUCCAUAGAGACAGAAAGUAGUGGCUGCCAGGAAAGGGGGAUGGGCAACUGAGUGCUUAGUGGUUAUAGGGUUUCCUUUUGGGGUGAGGAACAUGUCUUGGAACUAGGUAGAGAGUGGUUUUGCAACCUUGUGAAUGUACUACUAGUGAAUGCUACUGAUCUAUUCACUUUAAAAUGGCUGAUGAUUAAUUUUAUGUUAUGUGAACUUUAUCUCCGUUGGAAGAAAGUGGGGAGAGAGGCCAAUAACUCAGCCCCUGCCCCCCUUGGCCUGGCUGGGUGAUAAAAAGGCCCACGGUCCUCUUCCCUCCCCACUGGCCCUCAGUCUUACAGUCCAGACCCCUGGGUGCCUCGUUUCUUGUUUGUGAUUAUGAAAGUAAAACCACCUCAUUAAAAUCUGGGAAACUCCAAGGUGUUAAAAGACAAAACCAACCAAAGAGGCCCCAGACCCAAACAGCAAUGAUGGGCAGAGGAGGGUUCAGGCAAGUCAGACCCCAGAUUCGGGUCCUGGUCCCAGCUUUUAACACCCACCAAUGUGUGUGUGACCUGAAACACGGCCCCUGACCCCUCUCUGCCUCAGUUUCCUCAUCUGUGUGUGAGAACAGUGUCCCCUCUCUUCAGGUUGUUGUGAGGAUUGACGGACACACUCGGCACAGAAGUGUCUCCAGCACAGUGACGUACACUAGAAACAGGCACUAAGUGGCCAUGUGUGGCUCUCACUCAUUUUGUGGCUGGGGUUCCCUCUAGUUCUUAGUUCUUGGUGUACAUUUGGAUUCACCUGCCGUCCUCACUCUGCUCAGACCGCUUUAGCCUCCCCUCCACUCUCCCAGUCACCACAGCCAAGAGUGUCUUGCAAAUGACUGCCACUUUCUGACCCUCCAGUUCACAAUCGCUGAGACUUUCUUCCCAACAUUUUUCAGAAUCCCAUGUCACUCACAUGUGAUGGUUUUCCUGGAGAAAGUGAUGGUCUUCCUGCAGAGAGGCUAUUUCCGUAGGGGACAUUCCCAGAAGCAGAAUGUGCCCCGGCUCAAGGUCAUACCACGGGUCACUGGCACUCCUUGGUCAUCUGCACCUAAAGUUCUCAUUUGCUUUGAUGAGGCCAGCCUUGCUGAAUCCCUCAAGAACCGUGGAGUUGUAACUUGAAAGAUUUUUCUGCUGGGAAUGGAACCAUGUUCAGAGCAGACUCUUGUCCCUGUCCUGCCCUGGGCCCUGCCCAGCCCCACUUCCAGCCUCCAAGCCUUGACAAUGAAGGUUAAGCCUCUUGUCAGAUGUGUAGACAGUGGGGGAGUAGAAGAGUGUGGGCAGAGAGGGACAGAAGGCUGGUUGGAGCACGGGACAGGUAGUAGGUGUAUUGGGCAGAGUUGAGUGGAUGGACAGAACAACCCUAAUCGUUUACUGGCACACAGUCACGCCCUCCCCUUCACUUUCUGCUUUCACAGCUGAAGAGUAGCUGCAAGAGAGAUCUUAUGAUCCGCAAAACCUGAAAUAUGUGUACUGUCUGAAAACUAUUUAUCAACGUCUGAGACCGAGGAUUGCUUAGGGCUUGCAAACUCAGGUGCCAGAAAAUAGGUGAGAAAAAAGUGAGAUGGAUUUGGUGUAAGAAACAUCAGGGAGCCCGGCUGGUGUGGCUCAGUAGUUGAACGUCGACCUAUGAACCAGGAGGUCAAGGUUCGAUUUCUGGUCAGGGUACAUGCCCAGGUUGCAAGCUCAAUUCCCAGUAGGGGACAUGCAAGAGACAGCCAAUCAAGGAUUCUCUCUCAUCAUAGAUGUUUCUAUCCCUCUCCCUUCCUCUCUGAAAUCAAUAAAUUUUUUUUAAAAGAAACAUUAGGGAAGGCUGAGAACUGUAGCAAAUUGAAGAGCAUAUGGCCCAGCUAGAGAGCAGCUUGAAUCAGCGAUGGGCUGGGCCCAGAGUUGCCAGGGCUUACAAUCUCUAAAAUAACAUUGGAAAUCUAGAUCUUUGUGUGAAUAAGAAAAGAGACCAGAGAAGAUGAGCCCGUAGCCUCAGAUUUCAUCUCUGCCAUUUCCUCAUUGUGUGACCUUGAACAAUCCUUGAACAAUGCCCUUGACUCAUGUGUAAACAGGGUUAUCUAUAAACAGUAUAGUAACAGCACAUGUUUCAUGGGCUAUGAUGAUUAUUAAAUAAGUUCUCCUUCUAUGGCCCCUAGAACAAUGCCAGGUGAUUAAGUAUUUGCUAAAUUGAUGCUUUGAUUUUUCAAUGCUGCCAAUUUAAAACACUAUGAUACCAGCAAUGGAUAGACCAAAGAAAGCACAUGGAUGUUCUGCUUUAGGUCAUAAGUUUGCAUCCCCUGGCAGAGUGGCUAAGGGAGAUGAACUUGGAAGCCAGAGAGACUGGCUGAAUGAAGCCCAGAUCUGCCACACAUACCAUCUAGGUGACCUUGGGCAAGGGACCUGCCCUGGGCACCUGGGUUCCUGUCUAUAGUCCUAGGCCAGCGGUUCUCAACCUGUGGGUCGCGACCCCUUUGGCGGUCGAACGACCCUUUCACAGGGGUCGCCUAAGACCAUCCUGCAUAUCAGAUAUUGACAUUACGAUUCAUAACAGUAGCAACAUUACAGUUAUGAAGUAGCAACGAAAAUAAUUUUAUGGUUGGGUCACAACAUGAGGAACUGUAUUUAAAGGGCCAGAAGGUUGAGAACCACUGUCCUAGGCCAAGGUCGUUGUGAGGAUUGCAGGGUAGUGUCUCGAACGGCCUGGAGGAGCAGCUUACCUGUCCCUGCCCUCGGCUCCCUGCUGCAGAGGAGCCCCCAGGUGGUGACACAGGGAGCAGUGGGGCUUUGAUUCUUCAGUUAACUGUCACCCUCUCCCCUCCCCCUCACCACAAACACCAGGAUCUUCCAGGACAGGGCAGCCCCUAAAACUCCCACAGGAGCCCAGGGCCUCAGGUGCCACACGAGGCUGCUUCUCUCUCUGUCUCUGACAGAUCGGCCGCUGGGCUUUGCUGGGGUAGGGUCUGAGCAGAGAAUCUGCCUGGGCAUGGCUGGGUCUGGAGUGGGAGCUGGGGUACAGGAGGAACAAACCCCUGGGAAGGUGCAUAUCGGAUGGGAGUUCAGUCUCCCUCCAGAGGCAGCUCCCCUGGGCACCGCUCACCAAACCUUUUGGGCCAUGGGCGCCUGGAGGAUAGACGGACCAGGGGCAUAAUGUGUGGGAGUAUCUGGAAGCAGAACUAAGGAGUCAGGGUUCAAAAUGAGAACUCAGAUGUUCCUCCUGGGAGCCCCAGCAACCUCUUCUCCCCACCUCACCCAGAUACCAGGCAUCGUUGGGCCCUUGGCCCCAUGGACCCCCUAAGGCGAUCCCUCUCCCCCUGCUCAUCAAGGCCCACCUCCUGCGAGAUGCUUGGUUAUGUGGGCAUCGAGGCCGUGCUGGACCAACUGAAGAUCAAGGCCAUGAAGAUGGGUUUUGAGUUCAACAUCAUGGUGGUAGGGCAGAGUGGGCUGGGCAAGUCCACGAUGGUGAACACACUGUUCAAGUCCAAAAUAUGGAAGUCCACCCCAUCGGGCCUGGCGCUGGGGCCCACGCCCCAGACGCUGCAGCUGCACUCGAUGACCCAUGUCAUCGAGGAGAAAGGCGUGAAGCUCAAGCUGACCGUGACCGACACGCCUGGCUUUGGGGACCAAAUCAACAAUGACAAGUGCUGGGACCCCAUCCUGGGCUACAUCAAUGGACAGUAUGAGCAGUACCUGCAGGAGGAGAUCCUCAUCACCCGCCAGCGCCACAUCCCCGACACCCGGGUGCACUGCUGUGUGUACUUCGUGCCGCCCACUGGGCACAGCCUGCGGCCCCUGGACAUUGAGUUUCUGCAGCGGCUGUGCCGGACUGUGAACGUGGUGCCCGUGAUCGCUCGGGCAGACAGCCUGACCCUGGAGGAGCGAGAGAACUUCAGGCGCACGAUCCAGCACAACCUGAGGACUCACAGCAUCGAUGUGUACCCACAGCAGUGCUUCGAUGAGGACGUCAAUGACAAGAUCCUCAACUGCAAGAUCCGGGACCGGAUCCCCUUUGCUGUGGUCGGGGCUGACCGAGAGCACAUGGUGAACGGGAGGUGUGUGUUGGGCCGGAAGACAAAAUGGGGCAUCAUUGAAGUGGAGAACAUGGAGCACUGUGAGUUUCCCCUCCUGAGAGACCUGCUCAUCCGUUCCCACCUCCAAGACCUGAAGGACAUCACCCACAAUGUCUACUACGAGAACUACCGUGUCUGCAGACUCAACGAAAGCCACAUGCUGCCCCAGGGGCCCGGCUGGGUGAACCUGGACCCGACCCCUGCCAGUCCCCCGGCCAUCCCUGGGCCCUCAAAGGGGUGCCGAUGGGCCCAGGACAAUCCCUCCGAGGAGUACUGAACACAGCACACCCAAGUGCUCAGCAGCCCCCACACACACCUGUGUAUUAGGACAUGUAUUAAAGGUGGACAUUGCUUUUUAUGACAAGCUGUGCGUUGAAAACAAAA